GACUUCAACUUUGGGGAGAGAGAGACGCGCAAAAGGCGAUCAAGAUCAACGUUCAUAUUGUGAAUCUGGGGAAACUUUUUUGGUGAAGAUUUUGUAGAAUCAUGAUGGGUUUAUCGAAAGGUAGAUUAAAAGCAUGGUUCAAUAAGAAAAUCACUGAUCCUCUUCUCCAGAUCUUGCGUAGAGGUACUGAGCCAAAGCAGCUUGCUUUCUCUGCCGCACUGGGUAUUACUUUGGGAAUAUUUCCCAUAUGUGGUGUUCCUGUGUUUCUAUGUGCAGUAGCUUUUGCCGUACUCGGAUCUGCUUGUCAUGCUCCUACCGUUAUGUUGGCUAAUAUCAUUGCCACUCCAGUAGAACUCGCUCUGGUGGUGCCUUUCCUAAGACUUGGUGAAAAAGUUACUGGUGGACCUCAUUUUCCUUUGACAUCAGAUGCUCUAAAGAAGGUUUUCACUGGUCAAGCAUCUCAGGAAGUAUUUUUAAGCAUUGGUAACGCGUUACUAGGGUGGCUCGUAGCAACUCCAUUUGUCUUCAUUUCGCUAUACGUUGUCUUACUGCCAUGUUUCAAAGUUCUUGUCCGCAAGUUCGGCGCUGUUUCUUCGGCCCCAAAGACACCUUCAAGUAUGGAGACAGAGAUGAACCCAAAGCCAAGAGAUGCUUAAAUUCAACAAGAGUUAGAAACCUCACUGUUAUUUAUUAUCAAUACGAAGCCCUUAAAUUGUAACAUCAAGUUGCCUAGACUAAUGGAUAGAGUAUACACACUUGCAUUGUCAAAUCCUCAACACUCUGUUUGUAAACUCUUUUGGAAAUGUCAGUAACCAAAAAAUAUUGAACGCCUAAA
Molecule: messenger RNA, 835 nt
Organism: Capsella rubella
Lineage: Eukaryota; Viridiplantae; Streptophyta; Magnoliopsida; Brassicales; Brassicaceae
Exons: 5
Coding region: 102-656 (184 amino acids)
Cellular component (GO): intracellular membrane-bounded organelle
Source: RefSeq, a predicted model, not a curated record